Salvia splendens (bonfire salvia) is the source of this 999-nucleotide messenger RNA. RefSeq lists its product as uncharacterized. The record is from RefSeq and is a predicted model, not a curated record. Bases 341 to 745 code for a protein of 134 amino acids. The transcript has 2 exons. NCBI's taxonomy places the organism in Eukaryota, Viridiplantae, Streptophyta, Magnoliopsida, Lamiales, Lamiaceae.
UUGAAGUCGAAGGUCUUGGAGUCCUUGACCCAUCGAUGAUAUCUGAUGGUUGAAAUUAACGUCUAAGAAAAUAAUUGAUUUUUUUUUACUGGUAGGGUAAAAUUGUUACCUAUAGAGAUAUAAAUAUAGAUAUAGUGUGGUGGGACCCCACCAAUUCACAUGCCCUAUCUCAUAAACCCUCUACUAGGGAUCCCAUCAUCCAUUUGCCUUUUUCCAAUUUCUCUCCCUAUUUAAAUCAUUUCAGUAUCUGAUUCAACUGGAGAAAAGGAAAGAAAAAAAAUUCUCAGAUUUCAAGAAAAUAAAGUGAAAAAAAACACACACAACACAUACUAACUCAGACAUGGAAGCAGCUCUUGAGUUGGAGGAUGAUGUCUUCUUCAGAGACUUGAGCAAGCAAAUCUCUCUCCUCAUCAUGGAUGAUGAUGAUGAUCUCUCCCUCUCACACUCUCCACCCCUAAAUCUUCAGGCUUUGAGUACUCAAGCAAACAAUCCAGCAACACAAGGUGCAUCCUUUUUCAGCUAUGAUCAUCAUCACCAAAGUAGCAAGAGGGAGAGCAAAGGCACCGGGGUUUUCAUCCCUCGUUCGACGUCGAAUUCGAGACGAAAGAGUGUGAGGCAAGCAAAAUUCAUGGGGAACAAAUUUCAGAGCCCUUCUAAUGAUCAUGGCUCAAGAGGGCUGCAGCCUCAUGACACCAUCAUCAUUAAUCCAUCGUAUGAUCAUUCAUUUAAUAUUACAAGAUUUUGAUCUUGAUUGUUGUGGUGAUGUUUCAAGAAAUGUGAUGCAUAAUUCAAAUAAAUAACAGGUUGUGGAAUUUGUUGAUAGAUGAAAGAUGCAUAGUAUUUUUUGGCUACUGUUUCAGCAAGUCUAGAGGAAAAGUAAUUUUUUUUAGUUUCAUGUCUUUUUUAGGAUUUUCGAAUUGUAUGUACCCUCUAAUUUUGUACUACAUUUUUUUUUAUUGAUAUGAAUAUUUGGAAUAAUGACUUCGUUGGUAAGAGUUA